Molecule: messenger RNA, 992 nt
Organism: Lobosporangium transversale
Lineage: Eukaryota; Fungi; Mortierellomycota; Mortierellomycetes; Mortierellales; Mortierellaceae
Product: ras-related protein rab-5B-like protein
Exons: 9
Coding region: 146-790 (214 amino acids)
Molecular function (GO): GTP binding; GTPase activity
Source: RefSeq, a predicted model, not a curated record
CUUCAAUGCGCACAUGUGUUUCUCUCUUCGUCAUCUUGCUCCUCGCUUCCUCCAACAAACUUAACACACCCACUCUUACCCACCUUUACUGCAUUUAUACAACUCACAAUUAUACACAUUCGUUAUCAAAAAUAAAAUCGGCGCCAUGUCCAACUCUCGUCAGACCUCAACGCAAGAGCCGCCAUCCGGCAAACUUUUCCAGUUCAAGCUAGUUUUGCUGGGCGAGUCUGCUGUUGGAAAAUCAAGUCUUGUCCUCCGCUUUGUUAAGGAUCAAUUUGAUGAUUAUAGAGAGAGCACCAUUGGAGCUGCCUUCUUGACACAGACUAUUUGCCUGGAUGAUGCCACAACAGUCAAAUUUGAGAUCUGGGAUACCGCUGGACAGGAGCGCUAUAAGAGUUUGGCACCUAUGUACUACCGCAAUGCAAACUGUGCAGUCGUUGUCUACGAUAUCACUCAAAGCUCGUCAUUGGACAAAGCCAAGUCAUGGGUCAAAGAGCUUCAACGUCAGGCAGACCCCAACAUUGUGAUUGCAUUGGCAGGAAACAAAAGUGAUUUGAGCGCAAGACGCGUUAUUGAGACAGAGGAGGCCCAAGCAUAUGCUGAUGAGGCUGGUCUCUUGUUCUUCGAAACUUCUGCUAAAACAGCGACUAAUGUGAAUGAGUUAUUCACAAGCAUAGCCAAGAAGAUGCCUUUGGAUAUGCUUGCUAAUCCACGCCCUCGUGGAGCAGGACUCAAUCCAAGAGGAGUUGAUCUUAACCGUGACAACAGAGAAUCAGGAUGUGCAUGCUAAGCAUCAAUAUUAUUUACUAUUUUCUUUCGCCUUGGCCGCGCCACUAAACUGCCUUUUGACUUGCCGCAUUCAAAUCUCUCUACACAAACCUUUUUUUCCUCUGGCUCGGAUGCUGUCUUUUUCAUCCACCCUCUAAUAUCUCGAUAUCGGUUGUGCUUUCUAUCUUCACAAUAAACAUCUGAUCCUAUUUGACAAUGCCUGC